Messenger RNA from Penicillium macrosclerotiorum, 2028 nucleotides. RefSeq names its product Mg2+ transporter protein CorA-like/Zinc transport protein ZntB. Lineage: Eukaryota; Fungi; Ascomycota; Eurotiomycetes; Eurotiales; Aspergillaceae. Bases 1 to 2028 code for a protein of 675 amino acids. The record is from RefSeq and is a predicted model, not a curated record. The transcript has 3 exons.
AUGGUAAACCCGCCACCUGAAGGUCUUCUCGCAUGGUUGGAACAUCCAUAUCCUGCAGCACCUAUUAAAGACCUACCCCGCGAGAGCAUAGAGACGCAUUUUGUCGCAGACGAGCAACACAACCAGGGCUCUGGAAUAGCAUCAGAUACACGGAAUUCUCUAGAUGAUUUAUUGCAGAGCUAUUCCUCAGCUAACAAUGAAUUUCCAGAGGCUAUUGCUCUGCCCAAGUCCCUUGCGGAAUCGUCCACAUCCACUGGUGAGCCAUACAUCGAACAGCAGAGUAAUGAUCACAGAGAGGAAGAUGACGCACUGAGAACUUCAUUGGAGGUGUGUCUCGAACCGAAGUUUUCUGUGGUUCCCUCAGACAUUCCACUGCCAAAGUCGAGACCGUCAUCUCCGGGCCAAUAUCGAGAAGAAUUACCACUUGUUCUAAGUGGAACUGGCCCUCUAAAGGAAAAAGGAAGGGUUUUGAGCCCAUACAAGACGGUCAUUGAAAGUGCAGGACAUGUGUUGGAUCAUAUAAAAGACGGAAAUAUUGUUAAAGAGUCCCGACACAACCGGACUUCAAUUACCUUCUACGACUAUAUCAACAACGUUGAGGCCAUUCCGCGAAAAAUCUUUGACGUUGAAAAUAUUGUGCCUCUUAGCUACGCCCCACCGGAAGUAAAACAGCGUCUGAUUCUUGUGGAAGAUAUUUCCAAACCUACGAUCGAUGCCCUGGGUGAAACCUUCAGCAUCAAUCCAGAAUUCUUUGAAGAGCAUCUGCUGAAUUCAGGUUAUGCCGGUGCAGAAUAUGACCAGCCAUCGACCCAAACAUGGAAGACCAGAUCACUUGAGAAGUCUUAUAUGUCAUUGAAGUGGAUCCGGCCUGUAUACCGGCUGCCCACAUACUUUUCAAACCGUGACCUAGAGGAUCUGCUCGAAGAUAGCACAGAGCAUUUUACCCGCCAUGGAAAUGUUAAAACGCGAGUGGUCACAAAUAUCUUCAGGUCUGAUUGGAGUUUGUCAGCGGAUCCUGCAAAAACAGUGCGGAUGAAAAGAGAAUGUGGCUUAGAGGAGAGAAUUUCAGUUUGGAAAGGGAAGCUCAUGAAUCAAGCCUGUGAUGUCGUGAUCGUCCUUCUUGACCCGUUGCCGAAGAUAACCGAGAGCCAUCGAUUUUGGACUCCAAACAAUCGUCGGGGAAUAGGCGAUGAUUCUGGAUAUGACUUCUUGCAAGAGUCAUUCAUAGCAGAUAGUGAUGAUAUGGAAGAUGGUCUCCAUUAUUUAUUUGAUGAAGAACCGCGGCGUGUAAGGGAUAACCGCAGAUCUGUUGAGUGGGAUGACAAGUCACAGCAUAAAGUCAUAGUUGAGCAUAUUGCGCCUCGGCGAGCAGUAAUAGUCGAUCUUGAUACAGUCUUUCGAACACCAAGGUCAACCAUGAAAUUUGGGAAGGAACUAAACGAAACUAAGUCUACUCAGACAGAGAUCUGCGAAGGGCUCAGAUUCUCCGAAGGAUCGAUUAGCUUGAUCAAACCGUUGUUCCAUAUCAUCAAGCAAGAUACGCUGACUCUCCUCAAUCAGCUAUGCCGAAUACUUGACGAAGUGGAAGUUGAAAUUUUAGAUGAUACAAAGAUGGAGAAUCGAUUAGCUUUAUGGCGUCGGCUCAUCGGUCGCGCACAACGAGAGCUACCAGAACUCAAAGCCUCCCUGGGCCCUUUUUUGGCCUUUUUAGAUACUAUUCAGUCUCCGAGUGCUACCGAUAAUUGUGCAGCGACCAAAUCAGAGGUAAAAGAGGAUCUGCGGAAGCUUUCAACAGAAAUCGAUGGAAUUGUCGAUCGACUUCGGAGAACUUCAACAUACUUAACUUCCAAUAUUGGUCUUUUAGACAGUCGACGCUCGAUCGACGAAACUCGUGCUGUGACAAGACUCACUGAGCUCGCAUUUGUCUUCAUUCCAUUGUCAUUCGCUACGUCUUUUUUGGCAUGCAAGUCGAGCCCUUUGCCAAUCCAGUUCCUAUCUGGAAAUUCUUCGCUGUUGCAAUUGGAGUGA